Messenger RNA from Mus caroli (Ryukyu mouse), 3077 nucleotides. It is a transcript of the gene Cdc23, whose product is annotated as cell division cycle 23. Lineage: Eukaryota; Metazoa; Chordata; Mammalia; Rodentia; Muridae. Gene Ontology annotation, molecular function: protein binding. The record is from RefSeq and is a predicted model, not a curated record. Gene Ontology annotation, cellular component: anaphase-promoting complex. Gene Ontology annotation, biological process: protein ubiquitination; anaphase-promoting complex-dependent catabolic process; positive regulation of mitotic metaphase/anaphase transition.
CGAGGGAGGAAAAUGGCUGCGAAUUCUUCAGUAGUCUCGGUGGCAGUGGCCGCCACGACGGUGCCGGGCGUGUCCACUGUCGCGGAUUUCUCAGACUUGCAGGAAAUUAAAAAGCAGCUGCUGCUCAUCGCGGGCCUCACUCGGGAGCGGGGCCUGCUGCACAGCAGCAAAUGGUCUGCGGAGUUGGCCUUCUCUCUGCCCGCCUUGCCUUUGUCCGAGCUGCAGCCGCCGCCGCCUCUGACAGAGGAGGACGCGCAGGAUGUGGACGCUUACACCCUGGCCAAGGCCUACUUUGAUGUGAAAGAGUAUGACCGGGCGGCACAUUUCCUUCACGGCUGCAAUAGCAAGAAAGCCUAUUUCCUGUACAUGUAUUCCAGAUACCUGUCUGGAGAGAAGAAGAAGGAUGACGAAACAGUUGAUAGCCUAGGACCCCUAGAGAAAGGACAAGUCAAAAACGAGGCUCUCAGAGAACUGAGAGUGGAGCUCAGCCGGAAGCACCAGGCUCGGGGACUUGAUGGCUUCGGCCUUUACCUGUAUGGGGUGGUGCUUCGGAAACUGGACUUAGUGAAAGAGGCCAUUGAUGUGUUUGUGGAGGCUACUCAUGUUUUGCCUUUGCACUGGGGAGCCUGGUUGGAGCUGUGUAACCUGAUCACAGACAAAGAGAUGCUGAAGUUCCUGUCUUUGCCUGACACCUGGAUGAAAGAGUUCUUCUUGGCUCAUAUAUACACAGAACUGCAGCUGAUAGAGGAGGCCCUGCAGAAGUAUCAGCAUCUCAUUGAUGUGGGCUUUUCCAAGAGCUCGUACAUUGUUUCCCAAAUUGCAGUUGCCUAUCACAAUAUCAGAGAUAUCGACAAAGCCCUUUCUAUUUUCAAUGAGCUGAGGAAACAAGAUCCUUACAGGAUUGAAAAUAUGGACACAUUCUCCAACCUUCUCUAUGUCAGGAGCAUGAAGUCUGAAUUGAGUUACCUGGCGCAUAACCUCUGUGAAAUUGAUAAAUACCGAGUAGAAACAUGCUGUGUAAUUGGCAAUUAUUACAGCUUACGCUCCCAGCAUGAGAAAGCAGCUUUGUAUUUUCAGAGAGCCCUAAAGUUGAAUCCUCGGUACCUUGGGGCCUGGACACUGAUGGGGCAUGAGUACAUGGAGAUGAAGAACACGUCUGCAGCUAUUCAGGCUUACCGACAUGCCAUUGAGGUCAACAAGAGAGACUACAGAGCUUGGUAUGGCCUUGGACAGACCUAUGAAAUCCUUAAAAUGCCAUUUUAUUGCCUUUAUUAUUAUAGACGGGCCCACCAGCUUCGUCCCAAUGAUUCUCGCAUGCUGGUUGCCUUAGGAGAAUGUUAUGAGAAGCUCAAUCAACUAGUGGAAGCCAAAAAGUGUUAUUGGAGAGCAUAUGCCGUGGGAGACGUGGAGAAAAUGGCUCUGGUAAAGCUGGCCAAGCUUCAUGAACAGUUGACUGAGUCAGAGCAGGCUGCCCAGUGUUACAUCAAAUACAUCCAAGAUAUCUAUUCCUGUGGGGAGACCGUGGAGCACUUGGAGGAGAGCACAGCCUUCCGAUACCUGGCCCAGUACUAUUUUAAGUGCAAGCUGUGGGAUGAAGCUUCAACUUGUGCCCAAAAGUGUUGUGCAUUUAAUGAUACCCGGGAAGAAGGUAAGGCCUUGCUCCGCCAGAUCCUGCAGCUGAGGAACCAAGGGGAGACGCCCACCUCAGACACGCCGGGUACCUUUUUCCUCCCCGCCUCACUGUCUGCAAACAACACGCCCACACGCAGGGUUUCUCCACUCAACCUGUCUUCAGUCACACCAUAGUCGACUACUCUCACGUCAGCACAUUGCUAGACCAAUAGUAAACCUCACCUGCAGUAAAGAACAGUCACGUCUGUUCUCCCAAGGACCUAAGCUCUUCUCAUUUCUAUAGACAGAAACGGCUGAGGGGCAGCCUAUGGAACCACCGUCAGAGGCAGGCAGAAAUAUGGUGGGGGAAAGAUGGCCUUCUGCAGCCAGCUAGCAAUGCUCCCUUCUAUUCAGAGUGGCAGGUCUUGGCCUUUCUAGCCACUCCACUCCCCCAAGGAAUCCCUUUUACUACACUUAACCAGCAGUGAUGCCACGGAAGCAAGGUUUCAGCACUGCUGAGAGGGGUAGACAAGGGCGGAGGGAAGCUCACCAGGCUUGGUGCCUGUCCUCUGCACGCAGGGAGCACAGCUAGGACUUUUUUUUUAAGACAGGGUUUCUGUGUAUCCUAGCCUGUGGCCUUUCUGCCUCAGCCGCCCUAAUAAUGAUAGCACUACAGGCGAAUGCUGAGUGAGGCCUGACUAGAUCGACCUUUAUGUUACUGAGUGUACUGUUCGGAUAAGAGAUUAGGUUUAGAGUGGAGCUAUCCAUAUGAUCUUGGAGUUUUCAAAAGCAGCCUCCUAAAAUCUUCCAAGUGAGAGUCAGUGAGCAUGGACUGUGGCUCACAUGAGGGCCAGAUGGCCACUGUGGCCAUGCUAACUAUAUAUGAUGAAGCAACACAAGGAGAGAACUUCAUGGACAUUUUUGAAAGGAACUUUUUUACUUCAGAUAUUAAAGUCUAUGCUGGUAUCUUUUAGUAAAUGCUUGAUGUAAUUUUUUUUUUUUUAUCUCCAAUUUGGUUUUCAACCUUAUCUACAAGGUUGAAGAAUUCACUGUGUUUUUCUAGGUUUCAGAUCUGCUUGAUGUCUGCUACAAUGAGCUUGUGCAGUAGAUCAUUCCGUGGUUAGAAGCUAGCCUUCCUUCUCUUGUACUCAGAACAUUUUACUCCCCUUUUAAUGGAAGGAACACUAACUGGGUACCGUGUAGUGGUUCAUGUCUUUAAUCCCAGCAUUUGGAGACAGGCAGGUGGAUGUUUUGACAUAGCAACUUCCUGGCCAGACAAAGCUAUCCAAGCCUCUUGGGUAUCAAUUAAAAUUGUACUCAUUUCCAUUAGGCUGGUUCCCUCUGCUGUUCCUGUCCAAGGGUCUAACAGGCCAGAUGGUAUUUAUAUCAAUUUUCUGUCCCCCUUUUUAUAUUUUUCUAAAUUUGGAAUCCAAAUAAAAGCAUAAACAAUGUCUUUAUUCCAUAUA